AUGAUUUCAUGCCAUUCCAGCCCAGUUUAUCGAGAUCUCAAUUUGCUACCCAGGGACCUAAGCACUGACCCUACUGGCGGAUCCAACGUUGAGCCCACUGGCGAAGGCAAUAGCGAGCCUGCUAUCGACCCCAUUACUGACACCGCUGUCAAUGCUAAUGCUAAACCUGCCGUGGAAGCUAACGUUGAGCCUACUGUGGAUAAUGGUAAUCCUACUGCCGAUCCUAUUACCGAGCCUGUUGUCAAGGCUAAUGGUAACACUGCUACUAAAGUUUAUGCAGAGCUUUCUGUGAAAGGCAACGUGGAUCCCGCAGUCGAAGGUAAUGGUAAGCCUGCUGUCGAACCCACUAUCAAACCUGUUGUCGAAGCUAAUGCUGACCCUUCCGUGAAAGACAACGUUGACACCGCCGCCGAGGCCAAUGCACAGGCCACGCCAGCGGGGCUUGAGCCUGGGGAGAUCCCCUCAGCGGCACCAAAAGCUCACCGUCCUACCCUGCCAGCAAAACACCCCCGCCGCAAAUCCCGACGAUACCCGGAUCGGCACAUCGUACCAACCAAUCCGUCUCCUAGACCCGGCCUAGGGCAGCCAGGGUCGGCUCUAAGCAUUCCCAGCCCUGAACAACAAGCCAAAACGUUAAGCCACCAAGUGGCAGUCGGGGCUGACGGAAAGGCCAGCCGGAAAAGAAAGCGCGCCUUAUCCCCAGAUCCACCUACAGGUUCGUCCAGGCCAGCGAAGAGGAACAACACUAGUAAGGCAAGCAAGCGGUUCUGCUGGCAACUCGGCCACGAGUUUUCUGGCUUUAUCUCCGACGUCAAGGGCCCCAUCGCUUUAAAUUUUGCCAAGAACAUACUUGAACACCCCGUGCCCGACACGGUAGAGAAACGGCUUGUGUACUUCAGUGAUGCGUCUCAGCGUGCACUAUGCGGUGCAGUCGGUAUUGUCUGGCCAGUGUGUCUAACAACCUCCGAUUGGGAGGGAAAGGGCGUGUAUUAUCCGACAAGCACUGAUGACAGUUCUAUUCUGGAACUGUUUGGGAUUGCGUGCAGCCUUGAAAUAGCAAUUCACGAUAUGGGAAAGGAAAGGGCAACUGUCGCUAAAACCCUCCCGCAUACCACCUCAAAGCCUCACGCAAUGUCAAAGGAGGUUUUUGUCUUUACCGAUGACGUUGAGGCGCUGAAGCGCAUUCGUGGAGACCUGGCUUACGACCCUACGAACGAUGUCGCCAACCUGUUGGAAAGAAUUAGUCAGCACUCAAAGGCACUGCAUAGGCUCGGUGUCCAUGUCGAGCUCCACUUGAGCCCGGGGCAUUCUGGGGUCCCCGGCAACGAAGCUGCUGAUACACUGGCGAAAAAGACAAUGUACGAGCUUUUUGCGGCAACGAACAGCUCCUGGUCAACUGCUAAAUCCGCUACAAGCAUGCCUACACAGCCUGCUCCAGUCCGGGUGUCUACUUCUCGUAGAUCCCGACUGGGUCUACCCCCCUUGCCUGUGCCCCCUCCCAUCAUCUCCUGA
Messenger RNA from Penicillium mononematosum, 1512 nucleotides. Its product is annotated as ribonuclease H family protein. Bases 1 to 1512 code for a protein of 503 amino acids. NCBI's taxonomy places the organism in Eukaryota, Fungi, Ascomycota, Eurotiomycetes, Eurotiales, Aspergillaceae. The transcript has a single exon. The record is from RefSeq and is a predicted model, not a curated record. Gene Ontology annotation, molecular function: RNA-DNA hybrid ribonuclease activity; nucleic acid binding.